AUGGACCGCGAGGAGCCUCCGGUGGCUGUCCCCGUGUCUCCAGGAGAAAUGAUGAGACUGUUGGUGAAGCAGCAAGUCCACGCGGCCGUUGAAGAGUCUUUUGGGCUGUUGGACACAUUGACAGCAGCUUAUGAGGACACCGUGUCUCAGUUGAGAGAACAAUGGCGACACACAUCAGAUGUCCAGCAGCAGGUAGGGAUUAAAGCAGAUGUCCCCCCCGAGGACCAGGACCAGGAGGACCCAGAGCCCCUCCACAUAAAAGAGGAGCCGGAGCCCCUCCACAUAAAGGAGGAGCCAAAGCCCCUCCACAUAGAAGAGGAGCCGGAGCCUUGCCACAUAAAAGAGGAGCCGGAGCCCCUCCACAUAAAAGACCUGCAGGAUCUCUGGACCCGUCUAGAGGGAGAUCAGCUCAUUGUGCUGGAGAAGGCCGAUAUUGCCAAAUUCUCAUUCACUGCUGUUACUUUGGAGAGUGAAGAUGACGAACCUCAGACCUCACAGCUUCAUCAAAGCCAGUCGGAGGAAGACAGAGAGGCGGAGCCUCCAGCCAGCAGCUCAGCUGCAUCGAUACAAACAGAAACUGGUGGGGGAUCAGGACCAGACAGGAACCUAAAUCCACAUCGUCAUUCACAUCCAAAUGCUGAUGAUGAAGAGGCUUCAGACUCUUCUGAGACUGAAGCUAGUUGUGGUGAUUGGCAAGAAGCUUUGUCAGAUUCUGGACCUGAAAGUGGAGAUGGGGACAAUGUCUGGAAGAAGCCCUGGGCACCUGAGUCUGCUGCAGAUGCCCUGAAAGAUAAGGAAGCUCUUGUAAGUCAUGUGGGAUGUAACCCUGGCAACAAAUCCAAUGAAUCACAAUCAAAAGUGCUCAUAAGAAAGAAACCAUUCAGUUGUGAUGUGUGCGGGAAAAGAUUUACACGUCAGGGACAUCUGAAGAGCCACAUGAGUGUCCACAUAGGAGAGAAACCAUUCAGUUGUGACGAGUGUGGGAAAAGAUUUGCAUUACAGGGAGGUCUGAAGAGACACAUGAGAGUCCACACCGGAGAGAAACCAUUCAGUUGUGAUGAGUGUGGGGAAAGAUUUACAGAACAGGGAAGUCUGAAGAAACACAUGAGUAUCCACACAGGAGAGAAACCAUUCAGUUGUGAUGAGUGGGGAAAGAUUUACACGUCAGGGAAAUCUGAAGACACACAUCAGAGUCCACACAGGAGAGAAACCAAUCAGUUGUGAUGAGUGUGGGAAAAGAUUUACAGAACAGGGAAAUCUGAAGAGACACAGGAGAGAAACCAUUCAGUUGUGAUGAGUGUGGGAAAAGAUUUACAGUACAGGGAAGUCUGAAGAGACACAUGAGAGUCCACACAGGAGAGAAAUCAUUCAGUUGUGAUGUGUGUGGGAAAAGAUGUACGCAACAGGGAGAUCUGAAGAGACACAUGAGAGUCCACACAGGAGAGAAACCAUUCAGUUGUGAUGUGUGUGGGAAAAGAUUUAAAGAACAGGGAAGUCUGAAGAAACACAUGAGAGUCCACACAGGAUAGAAUGUGUUUCUUCCAGUAGUGACAAAUUCCACAUGGAAGUUGUUCUCUUUCUAAUGUGUGAAUUAAAAAAAUAAGUAAAAUGUUUUUAAUUGUUUCCCAUGUCAUUUAUUUGUAAACGAGAUGGAAGACAAAAUGUUUUCUAAUCAUUUGAUGAAUCUUUAUUAAAAACAAUGACAACAUACUGAGUGUCUUUGAUGGAGGAAACUAAAAACAAACUAAAAACUGUCCAAAUACAUCUGUAUUUAAAAUGCAUUUUCCCUGUAAAGUUUUAAAAUCUACAUAAAGAGACUUUUGCAAGUUCA
This is a messenger RNA of Pseudoliparis swirei, 1831 nucleotides long. RefSeq names its product zinc finger protein 184-like. Gene Ontology annotation, molecular function: DNA-binding transcription factor activity; RNA polymerase II cis-regulatory region sequence-specific DNA binding. The coding region runs from base 1 to 1224 and encodes 407 amino acids. The transcript is spliced from 2 exons. Lineage: Eukaryota; Metazoa; Chordata; Actinopteri; Perciformes; Liparidae. The record is from RefSeq and is a predicted model, not a curated record. Gene Ontology annotation, biological process: regulation of transcription by RNA polymerase II.